CUCUGCAAAGUACCUCCCCACACCUUUGCUGGGAGAUUCUAUUCUGCUGAGCUUCCUGCAGUGUCCUCUCUCCAGUCUCUCCACCCAGCCGGAGCCAUGAGAAUCGCUGUGAUCGGACAGAGUCUGUUUGGGAAAGAGGUCUACAAGGAGCUUCUAACGGAAGGACACCAAGUGGUGGGGGUAUUCACCAUCCCAGACAAAGAUGGCAAAGCCGAUCCAUUAGGAGCAGAAGCGGAAAAGGAUGGAGUGCCGGUAUUUAAGUUUACUCGCUGGAGGGUGAAGGGCCAGGCGCUCCCAGAAGUGGUGGAGAAGUACAAGUCGCUGGAGGCUGAGCUGAACGUGCUGCCCUUCUGCUCACAGUUUAUCCCCAUGGAAGUCAUCGAUGCCCCUAAGCACGGUUCUAUUAUCUAUCACCCCUCUAUCCUGCCACGACAUCGAGGGGCAUCAGCGAUUAACUGGACACUGAUGCAGGGGGACAAGACGGGGGGCUUCACCAUAUUCUGGGCCGAUGACGGGCUGGACACGGGAGACAUCCUGCUGCAGAAGGAGUGUGAGGUUCUUGUAGACGACACAGUGAAUUCCCUAUACAACAGAUUCCUCUUUCCGGAAGGAGUGAAAGGCAUGGUGGAAGCCGUGAGACUCAUUGCACAAGGCACAGCCCCAAGGAUCACUCAGCCAACAGAGGGCGCCACUUAUGACCCAAUACAGAAGAAAGAGAAUGCCAAGAUCAACUGGGACCAGUCCGCAGAAGACAUCCACAACUUUGUAAGGGGGAACGAUAAGGUGCCAGGAGCCUGGACAGAGGUCAACGGAACAAAACUGACAUUUUUCGGUUCGGCGCUCACUAGUAAUGGACCAAAUCCUGAUGGAGACCUUCUGGAGAUCCCUGGAGCAUCCAGGCCAGGUGUGGUGACCAAGAAUGGCCUGGUACUCUUUGGCAAUGAUGGAAACACGCAGUUUACGGUGAAGAACAUUAAGUUUGAAGACGGGAAGAUGAUUCCGGCGUCACAGUACUUCAGAUCGUCCGACAGCGCUAGCCUGCAGCUCUCACAGGAGGAACAGGCCAUCGCAACUGAGAUCCGGGCUGCAUGGAAACGCAUACUGACCAACGUCUCCGAGAUUGAGGACUCCACUGAUUUCUUCAAGGCUGGAGCAGCGUCUAUGGAUGUUGUGAGGCUAGUGGAAGAAGUGAAGCUGAAGUGCAAUGGGCUCCAACUGCAAAAUGAAGACGUAUACAUGGCCACCACAUUUGAGGAUUUCAUUCAGAUGCUCGUGAGGCGGCUGAGAGGGGAUGGAGAGGAGGAAAUAGUCAUAGACUAUGUGGAGAAGAGUGCUAACAACAUGACCAUCAAGAUGCCUCAUCAGCUUUUCAUUAACGGACAUUUCACAGAUGCUGAGGGUGGGAAAACCUACGACACCAUUAAUCCCACAGAUGGAAAUGCCAUCUGCAAAGUGUCUCUGGCCCAAGUGUCUGAUAUAGACAAAGCAGUGGCAGCGGCCAAGGAGGCAUUUGAGAAUGGGGAGUGGGGCAGGAUGAACCCAAGAGACCGGGGCCGUUUGCUGUACAGGCUGGCCGACCUCAUGGAAGAGCACCAGGAGGAGUUGGCCACCAUUGAGUCCAUAGACUCCGGUGCUGUGUACACAUUGGCUUUGAAGACCCACGUAGGGAUGUCCAUCCAAACAUUCCGAUACUUUGCCGGAUGGUGCGAUAAAAUCCAGGGCUCCACCAUCCCGAUUAACCAAGCCCGUCCAAAUCGAAAUUUGACCUUCACCAAGAGAGAACCAAUAGGGGUCUGUGGAAUUGUCAUACCGUGGAACUACCCACUUAUGAUGCUGGCAUGGAAAGCAGCGGCCUGUCUUGCUGCAGGUAACACGGUGGUGCUGAAACCAGCUCAGGUGACCCCGCUGACAGCCCUAAAGUUCGCAGAGCUAACCGUGAAAGCUGGAAUUCCGAAGGGAGUGGUCAACAUCCUGCCGGGAGCUGGAUCGCUCAUCGGACAACGGCUUUCUGACCACCCGGAUGUCAGGAAAAUCGGAUUCACAGGCUCCACCCCCAUAGGAAAACAUAUCAUGAAAAGCUGUGCUGUAAGCAAUGUGAAGAAGGUCUCGCUGGAACUGGGUGGGAAAUCUCCUCUGAUCAUCUUCCAGGACUGUGACCUGGAUAAGGCCGUGCGGAUGGGGAUGAGUGCGGUGUACUUCAACAAGGGGGAAAACUGCAUCGCUGCUGGGAGACUAUUUGUGGAGGACUCAAUUCAUGACGAGUUUGUGCGUAGAGUGGUGGAAGAAGUGAAGAAGAUGAAGAUCGGUGACCCUUUGGACAGGUCCACAGACCACGGACCUCAAAACCACAAGGCGCACUUAGAUAAACUAGUGGAGUAUUGCCAGACUGGAGUGAAGGAGGGGGCCACACUGGUAUACGGCGGACAGCAGCUUCCCAGACCCGGAUUUUUCUUUGAGCCAACGAUAUUCACAGAUGUCGCUGACGACACGUUUAUUGCUAAAGAAGAGUCCUUUGGGCCUGUGAUGAUUAUUUCCAAGUUUAAAGAUGGUGACAUUGACGGAGUUCUAAAGCGGGCCAACGACACAGAGUUUGGCCUGGCUUCCGGGGUCUUUACGAAGGACAUCGGCAAAGCUUUGUAUGUCAGCGAGAAGCUCCAGGCCGGAACGGUCUUCGUUAACACUUACAAUAAAACAGAUGUCGCCGCACCGUUUGGGGGCUUCAAACAGUCUGGGUUUGGAAAGGACUUGGGUGAGGAAGCGCUGAAUGAAUAUUUAAAGACCAAAGCUGUAACUAUCGAAUACUAGAAUAUUAUAUAUGGAAUCAUUGCAACACAACUGACUGGGACUGAUGGCAAAUUAUUACCUUUGUCAUAGAAUCCUAUCACCCGAUGGAGUUCUCAUAGCAUCUGCUCCUAACGGUCUUCAGAUUAAACGCCCUCCUAGUUUUGACUACAGGAUCCAUCUGUGUCUGACCUGUCCUAGUCUAAUCUCUAUUAGUUUUAUUUUUGUUUGACUGUUGUUUAAAAUGAAUGAAUAAACCACAGGGAAUCUAGACCAAUAUUCAGGAAAUGAUAGGAAUUGUAUAUAGAAUGUAGAGAAGUAAUUAUAGUGCCUUACCAGAAACCAACCACUGAAUGCAGAUGAGUGUAACGGUUCCAUGUGGCCACGGAGGAAGGGGGGUGAACGUAUAUGGAGGGCUACGUACCUGAUCCCUGAAGCAAGACAUUCUCCAUUUUUUUUAUAUUUUUUUAUACAUCUCUGCAGAUUCAGAUACCUUUUGCUAAUGAGUGUAUCUAAUCCACAAUAUAAAUAGAAACUUGUAUUGGCAAAGUAGACCCUUGUGCGUCUAUUACUGUACAUGUAAAUCAGACAACCAAUAUGAUCCCAAUGAUUGAGAAACACUGAUGCUAUUUUCUUGAUUGAGCUGCAGCCGCUCGGAUUAUACUAGACCUUCUAUCCCGUGGGAGCGGAUAGGAGCGGAGAGCUUAGCAUCAGUUUCACUGAUGCAGAAUUGAACUCAAUUGGCUGUAGAUCACCUAGCAUCGUGUAUACAGACCUAAAUGUACACUUGCCUGUACUGUACGCAGUAGUGUUAUGAAUCUGUGCGAGCGGACCACCAGCCCCCCCCCCCCGGAGUUUAGAUUGUGGGCGCCCCUUGCAGGAGAACUCUUCAAAGUGACGCAAUGUAGCUAGUUCCGUACAACUUGUUUUAUUGUAAACAAAUAGCAUCAGAUUUAAAUACAAAUAAAACGUUUUCCUUAUAAA
Messenger RNA from Pseudophryne corroboree (corroboree frog), 3765 nucleotides. RefSeq names its product aldehyde dehydrogenase 1 family member L1 (gene ALDH1L1). Gene Ontology annotation, molecular function: formyltetrahydrofolate dehydrogenase activity; aldehyde dehydrogenase (NAD+) activity. Gene Ontology annotation, biological process: 10-formyltetrahydrofolate catabolic process; one-carbon metabolic process; biosynthetic process. The transcript is spliced from 23 exons. The record is from RefSeq and is a predicted model, not a curated record. Gene Ontology annotation, cellular component: cytoplasm. Bases 97 to 2805 code for a protein of 902 amino acids. NCBI's taxonomy places the organism in Eukaryota, Metazoa, Chordata, Amphibia, Anura, Myobatrachidae.